Molecule: messenger RNA, 998 nt
Organism: Meriones unguiculatus (Mongolian gerbil)
Lineage: Eukaryota; Metazoa; Chordata; Mammalia; Rodentia; Muridae
Product: olfactory receptor 8B8-like
Exons: 2
Coding region: 63-998 (311 amino acids)
Biological process (GO): sensory perception of smell; G protein-coupled receptor signaling pathway
Cellular component (GO): membrane
Molecular function (GO): odorant binding; G protein-coupled receptor activity; olfactory receptor activity
Source: RefSeq, a predicted model, not a curated record
UGUACUCUAGGAAGAACUGAGGAAGAUUUUACUGUGGGUUUACAGAUUCUCUAAGGGGAAGAAUGGCUCUGACAAAUGGCUCUUUGAUAACAGAAUUCAUUCUUUUGGGUUUAACAGAUAAUCCUGACCUCCAAAUACCCCUGUUCUUAGUUUUUCUAGUAAUGUAUAUGAUAACUGCCUUGGGGAACUUGACGUUGCUCUUUCUGAUUGUGCUGAACUCUCACCUUCACAGCCCCAUGUACUUUUUCCUCUUUAGCUUGUCUUUCAUAGACCUCUGUUAUUCUUCUGUUGUUACACCCAAGUUGCUAAUGAACUUCUUACUAGAGAAGAAUAUUAUUGGCUUUGCAGGAUGUAUGACUCAACUCUACUUCUUCUGUUUUUUUGUCAUUUCUGAAUGCUAUGUCCUGACAGCAAUGGCCUAUGAUCGCUAUGUGGCUAUCUGCAAUCCACUCAUGUAUAAUGUUGUCAUGUCUCCUAAGGUGUGCUCCUAUCUUAUGCUUGGUUCAUAUUUGAUGGGGUUUUCUGGUGCCAUGAUCCAUACAGGUUGCAUCCUGAACCUGACCUUCUGUGAUAGGAACAUCCUCAACCACUACUUCUGUGAUCUUCUGCCUUUGAUGCAGCUCUCCUGCACCAGCACCUACAUCAAUGAGAUAGAGAUUUUCAUUGUAGGGGGAAAAGAUAUCACUGUGCCUAGCAUAGUCAUCUUUAUCUCUUAUGGCUUCAUCCUCUCUAAUAUCCUCCAAAUAAAGUCCACUACAGGUAGGUCCAAAGCCUUCAGUACCUGCAGUUCCCACAUAAUUGCUGUUUCCCUGUUCUUUGGAUCAUGUGCAUUUAUGUAUCUAAAACCCUCCUCAGUUGGAUCUUUGAAUGAGGGGAAAGUAUCCUCUGUCUUCUAUACCAUUGUGGUCCCCAUGAUGAACCCUUUAAUCUACAGCCUGAGAAAUAAAGAUGUCAAAGUUGCCCUGAGAAAAACUUUAAGCAGGAGAAAGUCUUGGUGA